Molecule: messenger RNA, 1479 nt
Organism: Aspergillus campestris IBT 28561
Lineage: Eukaryota; Fungi; Ascomycota; Eurotiomycetes; Eurotiales; Aspergillaceae
Product: dienelactone hydrolase
Exons: 3
Coding region: 1-1479 (492 amino acids)
Biological process (GO): polyketide metabolic process
Source: RefSeq, a predicted model, not a curated record
AUGGCCACUAUAUCCAUCAACGCCCCCGGAGCCAGCGGCUUCCUCUACAACAACGCCUCCAACGUCGCCCGACUAUGCAUCUCAGCCGAAACCCCCGACUUCGACGCCGUCUUUCUGCGCGAGUGGCAAGACGAGGGCUUUGAGGUUGUAUAUAUUCCGUAUAACGGGGGCGGCAAAGAGUAUGAGCAGCAGUUACGCUCUGUGAAGGAGGGUUUGGGCGUGGGGGAGAAUUACGCUGUGUUAGCCUUCGGUGACGCAGCAAGCUACUGCCUCGACUACUACCUCAAACCAACAUCCUCAAGCCGUCUCUGCGCCCUAAUCGCCUACUACCCGACCGCGAUCCCAGACACACGGUCCCGGUUUUCCCCCACCCUGCGCGUUCUCGUCCACCUAGCUGGCACAACCGUCGACGUAGUGACCACUCCCACCGCGCUCGGCCUGCAAGGCAAAAAGCGGCGCGCAACCCGCGAGAUCAACCCCGGUAUCGGAACCGGCGAGCGUCUGAAUUUUGGGUAUCCGGCUUAUACGUAUGAGGUGGAGCCCGGGUUCGCGGAGCAUGACCUGGAUGAGUUUGAUCGGCUUGCGGCGAGUCUGGCGUGGUCGCGGUCGUUGGGGGUUCUGCGGAAGGCGUUUAAUAAGGAUUUGGAUCUUGAGGCGAGGUGGGAGGAGCAUUUGGAUGCAAAAUUCUUCUCCAUGAAAAUCUCCUCCACAAUGGAACCCUACGUCAACCAUCUCACCCCCACAACAACAUACACGCCCACGCUGAGCGGCGGAAUCGGCGCCCACGCCCUCCGCCGCUUCUACGAGCACCACUUCCUGCGCCAGCUACCUCCCUCCAUGCACCUGCGCUUAAUCUCGCGCACCAUCGGCGCAGACCGCGUCGUCGACGAGCUGUAUACAUCUUUUGAACACACGCAGGAAAUCCCGUGGUUGCUACCUGGCGUCGCGCCGACGGGUAAACGCGUAGAGAUCGUGCUUGUCAGUAUUGUCAGUGUGCGCGGGGGAAGGCUUUACUCAGAGCAUGUGUACUGGGAUCAGGCGAGCGUGCUGGUUCAGGUGGGACUGCUGGAUCCGAAGCUGUUGCCGCGCGAGGCGCAGGAUAAGACGGAUCGGAUGCCUGUUGUUGGGAGGGAGGCUGCGAGGCGGGUGCUGGAGGAGAAUCCGGAGGAGGAGGGGCAAGGGCGUCGCGAUUAUCAUAAUCGGUUGAUUCGCAGGGCGAGGGCCAAGAAGCAUCAGCGGGAUGGUGGUGGUGGUGGUUCGGCGGUGGCUACGCCGGGCGUGGAGGAGUCUGGGACGGAGCUGGGUGGGAAGGAGGAUGAUGUGGAUCAUGGGAAGGGGAAGGUUGUGCAGCGCGAGGGGAAGAAGCCCGGGCUAGAGGUCGAUAAUGCUAAUGGUGAGGAGGAGUCUACUGCUGGUGGUGGAGGUGGACGAGGAGGACAGUCCAAGGCAACGGUGGAGGACGCGCAGAACGAAGAUUGA